Molecule: messenger RNA, 2622 nt
Organism: Myxocyprinus asiaticus (Chinese sucker)
Lineage: Eukaryota; Metazoa; Chordata; Actinopteri; Cypriniformes; Catostomidae
Gene: mmp30
Product: matrix metallopeptidase 30
Exons: 10
Coding region: 400-1824 (474 amino acids)
Biological process (GO): proteolysis; extracellular matrix organization; collagen catabolic process
Cellular component (GO): extracellular matrix
Molecular function (GO): zinc ion binding; metalloendopeptidase activity
Source: RefSeq, a predicted model, not a curated record
UACUGGGAAAAUGUGCGUAGGCGCUUGAUGUGCCCUGGGGGAUAUUCCGUAAAAUGGUUGUACGUGCAGAGGUUUUGUUUUUGUUUUUUUGGGGUUUUUUUUGGAAACAGACAAUUCUUCUAUGGCAAUCUGAAAUCCUCCUGAAAGGGAGUAACAUCAGAGUUGAAGUAAUUGGCAACAAAAACUCCUGUCCAACAUGUUCAGACACAGGCCGAAACCCCCCCAAGCCCUGAUAUAAGCUGUCUUCCCACUCUCACCCCUACUCUUAUCGCUGCUGAGUCCUGAUUGGAAAUGGUAAGCACUUGACAAGCCCCUUUUUAGACUAGAAAGUCUGAUAAAAGACACAAACAGAGUGUGCAGAGGUCAGAUCACUUUCCUUCCCUGCUGAGGAAGAGAAGUAUGGAGCACCCGGCAGCCUUUGCCUUGACACUAGUGGUGUGUUUGGGUCUUUGUGAUGCUGCCCCCACAACGCCAUCGUCAGAUGACCAUCAGAUAGCAGAGGCUUAUUUGUCUCAGUUCUACAGGGACCCCAACACAACUGAAUCCCGCGGCAGAAGGGUGAACCUGCCCGAUUUUGAGAAUGAUCUAAAAGCCAUGCAGGAGUUUUUUGGGCUUGAAGUCACAGGAAAGAUGGACAAAAAUACUCUGGAGGUGAUGAAGCAGCCACGUUGUGGAGUCACUGAUGUUGCAAGAUUUGGCCACUUCCAAGGGAAGCCCAAGUGGAAGCAGAGUGUUGUGACAUACAGAAUAACUGAAUACACAUCGCAAUUGAGCCAAAGAGAGGUGGACGCCACGAUCGCUAAAGCUUUUCAGCUCUACAGUGAUGUUAUUCCACUCGAUUUCAAACAGAUCUACAGCGGUACAGCUGAUAUCAUGAUUCUUUUCAAAGCUGGAUAUCAUGGAGAUUUUUACCCGUUUGAUGGACCUAGUGGGGUUCUGGCCCAUGCCAACUCCCCUGGACCAGAACAGGGAGGAGACACACACUUUGAUGAGGAUGAGAAAUGGACCCUAAGACCACAAGGUGUGAAUCUGCUUUUGGUGGCUGCUCAUGAAUUUGGCCAUGCGCUAGGACUAGACCACUCCCAAGACCGAUCUGCUCUCAUGUAUCCAACUUACCAAUACAUCAACACGAAUGGCUAUAAACUGCCCCAGGAUGACCGACUUGGGGUCCAGGCCUUGUAUGGUGUUCGAACACCUACAGUUAAGCCUGACCCAAAGCCUGAGCCAAAACCAGAUCCCGGACCGAGCCCGCCAGAACCAUGUAACCGUGACCUGGUGUUUGAUGCAGCAACCAGUAUUCGUGGAGAACUGUAUUUCUUCAAAAAUGAGCAUUACUGGAAAAAGGGCUUCUACAGUGGACUUUCAACACAUAAAAUAAAAUCUACAUGGCGGUCCAUUGAUUCUGUUGAUGCUGCUUAUGAGUUCAAGGGCAGAGACAUAACCUUCCUCUUCAAAGGUAAACAGUACUGGGCCAUAAGAGGCAGCACUACUUUGACUGGAUAUCCCAAACCCAUAUCCAAAUUCGGAUUCCCUUCUACUGUUAAAAAGAUUGAUGCAGCUGUAUAUGUGGCAUCGACUGGCCGCACUUUGUUCUUUGUUGGAAGUAAAUAUUGGAGCUUCAAUGAAAGGACAGCUAAAAUGGACGCAGGCUUUCCUAAAACUAUUUGGCAUAAUAUCCCUGGCAUUGGGUCAAAGGUGGAUGCUGCUUUUGAAAAUUAUGGUUACCUGUAUUUCUCAGAUGGUGCACAGCAAACUGAGUAUGACUUUGGCUCAAAAAGAGUGAAUCGUGUUCUGUUGAAUUAUGGAUGGCUGGAUUGUUACUAAACAUUUGUGAACAUUUUUCCUUUACAUGCUUUCUAAUAAAGUACCUCUAUUUUUUAUAUCCAUUGUAGACAAGAAUAUCAAAAAUGUAUGAAACAUUCUCUCAAAUUAAUAAAAUUCUUUUUUUUUGGACAAAAACCUGACUCAGAUCCUGACAUAAAAGGCAAAAAAAAAACAAAAAACACCAAUGCAUUUAAUUUAAACUAAACUAAAGAGCGCAACAGUGCUCACCCACUUUUUUAGCCGUCUUGGUUCUGAAAGUAUUUUUCCAAUUCAUUUUUUCCAUAGGGACUUCAUAAAAGAGUUCUAAGCCAUGAACCAAACCAACCAUCUCCGACGUGAAUCACAACAUUACAAAUUUUGAUUUGAAGCAAAAAAGUAUUGGAAAAUUGGACAAAAAGACAAAGGUACAAGACUAUGUACUUACCGUCUUCAAGAGGAAUGAACUACAAUCCCAUGAAGCAUUGUGAAUGACAAUCGAAUUAAAAAGAAUGGAAAAAAAUUAAGCUAUUUAUUUAAAGUUGUCAAUUAUAAGUGCAGAAACAAUAUAUUUAAAGUACAUUGCAAAAUAAUCAGAUAUAUACAAAAAUAAAAGUAAUUUGAGAGUGUUGAGAGACAUGACUGGAUAGCAUCAUUUACAGUGCAUCAUGGAAGUGGGUGGUCACUGCUGGGUUCCUUUGGUGUUUUUUGUUGGCCACAAUUCUCUGAUUGGUCAAUCUUCCUCUGCUGAAUUAUGGGUAUUGUAGUUUUUUUUAAAAGAAAUUCUACUAUUAAACAUGAUUUUUUUUUUUUUUUUUUUUU